This is a messenger RNA of Brassica rapa (field mustard), 4024 nucleotides long. Its product is annotated as transcription factor PERIANTHIA. Gene Ontology annotation, molecular function: DNA-binding transcription factor activity; sequence-specific DNA binding. Lineage: Eukaryota; Viridiplantae; Streptophyta; Magnoliopsida; Brassicales; Brassicaceae. The record is from RefSeq and is a predicted model, not a curated record. Gene Ontology annotation, biological process: regulation of DNA-templated transcription; DNA-templated transcription.
AUAGCAGCACAAGUGCAGAUCUCCUGCCCAUGCAGUUCUCCCGCACUGCAUUCACCAUUCAUCAUUUUUUGUUUGUAAAAGCAGUUCAAGCGGGAGAUCUGCAUGCAGUUCAAUAUUUUCUGUCUUUUUGUGGAAAAAGCAGGAGAUCUGCAUGCAGAUCUCACCCGCCAACAUUUGGUGGUGUUGAUCUGCUUUUUUUUUGUUUAGUCAAUAAAUAACUUUGUUACAACACAUAACUUAAAAAAUAUAUUUAUCUAAUUUUAUGAAUACAAUAUUUUUAUUUAUUUCAUUUACAACUUUAACAAUACAAAAUUAUCAUUCUCAACUUAUUAUUUUUUCUCAUAUAAUUUUUAAUUUCUAUAAAUAAGAAAAUAAAAAAGUAUAAGUAUCUUAAAAAAAUAUUUACAGGCAUUUCGGCCGAUCCUAUAACAUCUAAGAUAUUUGUUUAGAUAUCUAAGUGUCAUUUUUAUUGUUUUAAUAUAUGAUCUAUAGUUUUGAACUGAUUUUGUCAUUCAUAAGUUAUACGAAAUUAUUUGAUCUGAUUCUCUCCUGCAUGAUCCGCUUGAUCUGCACUUGUCCUGCUUUGAUCUGCACUUGUCCUGCUUGAUCUGCAUGAUCUGCUUGAUCUGUCCUGCUUGAACUGCUUUUACCAUUCGAAGCCUUAGGCUAGCUAUAGGUCUAGCUUAAUUCCACCUGCUUUUGAAAUUAGCAGAAGAGAGGAGAGAAGGAGAGAAAACGCAACGUUUUCAUGAGUACAUUUCAUACAAUCCAAUUAUGCAUUGAUUACAGUUUUAUUCUAUUUAAAUUUUCGAAUAAGUCAUAAGCAUGUAUAUUUUAUUGAAUUAGAUAGAUAAAAUAAAAAUAAAACAAAAAAAGAUAGAUAAAACAAAAAUAGAGUGUGUAAAUAUUUCCUUUUUGUGAAUGGGGAAAAAAUAACUCGAAGUGCACUGUAGAGAGGCUAUUUUCAACUUUGGCAGACAGUAACAAGAUGGAAAUGACCCUCUGCUUCUGAAAUAUCCAGGCUCUGCAUUACAUAUAUACAGACAAAAUAUACACAUUUAUUCCAUGCUUAAACUAUUAUAUUUUCGAGAUUUAUCAGUAAAAAUGGUUUGGUUGCACAGAAAAUAAAUCAGUAAAAAUGGUUUGUUGGUUAAAUUACCCAGAUAUGCUAAAAAGUAAAAGAAAAAACAUUAAACGCAAUUAUAAUUCUCUAAGACAAAACAUUUUCUAACUCAAAAGAACAAGGGUUCCAAAAAAUUUAGCUAUAUUUUCUUUAAUUACGUUUCUUGCUUUUGGGCUUCCCACUGCCCAGUUCGUUUUAGCAGUGUUGUUAUAAUGAUUUUGUCUUUAGUAAACUAAAUAUUACUAUAAAUAAUCAAACAAACAAAACCAUAAACUAGCAUUGUUGGUAAAUAUGAUUAUGGGGUUUGCUAUGUUCUGAACUCUUUUACUGCAGCAAGAACUAUAUUAGCAAAAUAGUAAAAUUAAACAAAUAGAUAAGACCCAUUAAAUUUCGAAAAUACACAUGAUUUGUAUUUGGUUUAAAAUAUACUACUCCUUCCGUUUUUUAAUAUAAGUCGUUUUAAAGUUAUGCACAUAGAUUAAGAAAAUCAUUAAUUUCUUAUAUUUUCGAAACAAAAACAUCAUUAAUUAUUUACAUAACCACAAUUCAACCAAUAGAAAAAUAAAAGAUAUAUUAUCAUUGGUCAGUUAACAUUAAUUAUUAAUAAAUGUUACAUAGAAAACCGAAAACGACAUAUAAUUUAGAACAAAAAAAUUUCUCUAAAACGACUUAUAUUGGAAAACGGAGGGAGUAUAAGUUAUGUAAGAUUCUUGAUAACACAUAAUAUAUUUAUAAUGUUGAAGUAGAGGUGAUGAUUGAUUAGGAUAUAACUGUAGAAAAAUUUAUUUACAAUUUAAUUAGUAAGUUUUUUAUUUAUUUACAUCAACGACAACUUUAAAUUUUAAAUUUAAAAGGUAAAAAAAUAUUUGACACAACAAUAUAAUUUUCCAUAACUUAAAAUAUAUUGCUUUAAAAUAAAGUUUUUAUAAAUAUUUUUUUAUUUUUGAUGAUGUAGUUUUAAAAAUUAAUAUAAAAAUGAUUGGUAAUUUCAAAAAUAUAAAUAAAAAUUAAAUUUAAAUUUAGUUUCUACAUUCCAACAAUCGUUCAAAGUUAAAAACUUAUAACAGUAAAUUAACUUCUUUUUUUUUUUGAACACAACAGUAAAUUAACUUAAAAUAAGAAUAAAAUGGGGGGUACGUGGUUGUGUGUGUUGGGUAUUGGGAAACUAAAAUCCCACCUUCUCAGACGCAAUUCAUUAAUCUUUCUCUGAUUCUCUCUCUGUCUAUAUUUACAUUAUUAUUCGUAUCUAUUUAUUAUUGAUGAAUCCUCUCACACAGCCAGCCGUACUGAUUCGCCAUCUUUUCACCCUUUAAUGAAAUCUUUCCUCCUCUUCCCAUCCCUUUUUAACUUCACAGUCUUUCUUUCUUACUGAAACCCAUCUCCACAAGAAACCUCAACAACAACAAUGCAAAGCAGCUUCAAGACCGUUCCUUUCAACCCUGACUUCUACUCCCAAGCCUCUUUCUUCUUCAGAGGAGAUAGUUGUCUUGACGAGUUUCAUCAGCCCAUCAACGGGUUUCAUCAUGACGAAGCUGUUGGUUUGAGUCCAAAUGUCACUGUUGCUGCUUCCAACAACUUACACUACACGACGUUUGAUACGGUCAUGGACUAUGGGUUGAGGGAGAGACUUGAAGGAGAAGAUGAGUGUUUGGACACAGGGGAGUUAAUGUACCAAAGAGGAACAAGGUUAGUAGGAGGAGGAGAAGUGAACAGCAGUUUAGACAAGUGGUGUGAUUCGGUUUCAGCCAUGGCUGAUAACAGUCAACAUACUGACACUUCCACAGAUAUUGAUACUGAUGACAAGUCUCAGUUAAAUGGAGUUAAUCAAGGGAUGCUUUUGGCUACAAAUUGCUCAGAUCAAUCUAAGACCCUUAGAAGACUUGCUCAGAACCGGGAGGCUGCUAGGAAAAGCCGGUUGAGGAAAAAAGCAUAUGUUCAGCAACUUGAGAACAGUCGGAUCAGGCUAGCUCAGCUAGAGGAAGAGCUCAAAAGAGCUCGUCAACAGCAGGGAUGUUCGGUUGAAAGAGGAGCUUCAAGGGAAAACACUCAUGCGCCUGCCGGAAAUGGUGUCUUUUCUUUUGAAUUGGAAUAUGCACGUUGGAUGGAGGAGCAUCAAAGGCUGAUCAACGACUUAAGAGCGGGUGUGCAUUCGCAGCUAGGUGACAACGAGCUACGUGUACUAGUGGACGCUGUGAUGAGUCACUACGAUGAGAUCUUCAGGUUGAAGGGAAUUGGUACUAAAGUAGACGUCUUUCACAUGCUCUCAGGCAUGUGGCAGACCCCUGCUGAGAGAUUCUUCAUGUGGUUAGGUGGUUUCAGAUCAUCUGAGCUACUCAAGAUAUUGGGGAACCAUGUGGAUCCAUUGACUGAUCAGCAGUUGAUAGGUAUAUGCAAUCUCCAGCAGUCGUCUCAGCAAGCAGAGGAUGCAUUGUCACAAGGCAUGGAAGCUUUGCAACAAUCGCUUCUAGAGACGCUUUCAUCUGCUUCAAUGGGUCCAAACUCUUCAGCAAAUGUUGCUGACUAUAUGGGUCAUAUGGCUAUGGCAAUGGGGAAGCUUGGUACUCUUGAAAACUUCCUUCGUCAGGCGGAUCUUUUGAGGCAACAAACAUUGCAACAGCUUCACAGGAUUCUCACGACAAGACAAGCUGCUCGUGCCUUUUUGGUCAUCCAUGACUAUAUUUGUCGGCUUAGAGCACUUAGCUCUUUAUGGUUAGCCCGACCAAGGGACUAAGCCUUGUCGUGGCCCAAAAGAAAGCAUAGCUCUCUCCUUUGUAGCCUUUUAGAUCAUAUGUUUUAAACUUAUUUAGCACGCUGUGUAAACGUUACCAUUUCAGAAUCGUUUAUAUUUGACUUGUUCCCUACGCUAAACUGAGGAAAAACAAGAAGCUAAUUAACAUGAUC